Messenger RNA from Diaporthe citri, 2448 nucleotides. RefSeq lists its product as uncharacterized. Bases 1 to 2448 code for a protein of 815 amino acids. The transcript is spliced from 5 exons. Gene Ontology annotation, molecular function: nucleic acid binding; ATP binding; protein serine/threonine kinase activity. Lineage: Eukaryota; Fungi; Ascomycota; Sordariomycetes; Diaporthales; Diaporthaceae. Gene Ontology annotation, biological process: regulation of vacuole fusion, non-autophagic; protein phosphorylation; vacuolar protein processing. The record is from RefSeq and is a predicted model, not a curated record. Gene Ontology annotation, cellular component: cytoplasm; Golgi apparatus.
AUGGCGCAAGUAUUCCUCGACCUCAUCACCUCCUUCGGGAACUGCCUGAACUGCUUUCCCGGCUCUCCGUCGCUCAAGAUCAACAGUCGCAACUUCAAGAUCCUGAGAUUACUCGGCGAGGGUGGCUUCUCCUACGUCUACCUCGUCCAAGACACAUCGACCUCCGAGCUGUUCGCCCUGAAAAAGAUCCGAUGCCCCUUCGGCGCCGAGUCGGUCGCCCAGGCCAUGAAGGAGGUCGACGCAUACAAGCUCUUCGCCAACACGACCGGCAUAAUCCACAGCGUCGACUACGCGAUAGCCUCGGAGCGCGGCGGCGGCGAGACCUCCAAGACCGUCUACGUCCUGCUGCCCUACUACAGGAGGGGCAACCUGCAGGACCUCAUCAACGCGAACCUGGUCAACCACACCAAGUUCCCGGAGAAGAAGCUCAUGCACCUGUUCCUCGGGGUCUGCCGUGCCCUGAGGGAGAUGCACGUCUACACGGGGCCCGGCGGCGGGGGCGGCUCGGGGCCCGAGAGGAUGGAGAUGCGCGUCAACGGCGUGGAUGAGAACGUCGAGGCGGCGCAGGGCAGGUCAAAGAGGAACCAGGAGUCGGGCGGGGCGGACGAGGACGACGAGACAGAGCAGCAGAGGCCGCUGAUGCACGGAAAUGAGGGCGUGCCGGAGGGAGAGAUCAAGAGCUAUUCGCACAGGGACAUCAAGCCUGGCAACAUCAUGAUUGACGACACCGGAUCGGCACCAAUACUAAUGGAUCUGGGCUCUAUCGCCGUCUCUCCUAUCCCCAUCACAUCCCGGUCCCUCGCCAUCGCGACGCAAGAUACGGCGGCAGAGCACAGCACGAUGCCAUAUCGGGCACCGGAGCUCUUCGACGUCAAGACGGGGACCGUUAUCGACACCAAGGUAGACAUCUGGUCGAUGGGGUGCACAUUGUACGCCUGUCUUGUGGGGAAAUCGCCGUUCGAGAUGCGCAGCGACGAGACGGGCGGCUCGUUGAGUAUCUGCGUACUGGGUGGGGACUGGCGGUUCCCGGAUGAGGGGCCUGGUGGCACGAAGAGGAAGGCGCCGGUAAGGAGGACCAACACCGGGAUGGGCCAGGGCGGUGGCGCGAAUGGUGCGGCAGAGGACCUUGUUAUCAGUGACCCCAUCAAGGAGGUCGUGAGGAAGUGUUUGAGUGUGGAGCCAAGUGAGAGGCCGGACAUAGACGAGUUGAUUAGGAUGGUUGAGACGGUGGUUGACGAACUUCCUGAGGAUGACUCAACCAAACCUGAGAGGGCUGGCAGCCUUGGCCGCCAAAACAGGGUGGAUGAUGCCGACCCCACCACAUCGGCGUCACCACCAGAUAUCGACAGAGAUCAUGAUGGAGGCACAGGAGCAGGAGGGGACGAGGAAGAUGAAGAGGACGACUACAUGAACAUGACCUUUGAUGACGCGCCCGCCAAGCAACCAGAGACCUCCCUGCAGCGCAGCCAGCGCCUGCGGAAGGAGGGCCUGAAGCGCGGCAUCAUACCGUCCAAGGCCGAGCUCGCAGCGCAGGAGCGGCAGAGGCGAGAGGAGGGCCUGUCGAGGUCUCUAAUCACGGGGACCGCGGCUGGUGCAGCGACGGCCGCGGCCGAGGAGGAACCGUCAGCAGCAAACCCUAAGAAGACCAAGAGCAAGGGGCUCGCGAUGAUGGCCAAGAUGGGGUUCACGCCGGGCUCCGCGCUGGGCAGCCGCGACAACCCGUCGGCGCGCAGCGAGCCGCUCCGCAUCGAGACCAAGGAGGACAGAGGCGGGAUCGGCGCCGACGCGGACAAGAAGAGGAAGCUCGCCGAGGCGGCCGAGGCGGCGGGGCUGGCCAAGCGCGCGCGCGUCGAGGAGCUCGGGGACUACAGAGUGCGCAUGGCGCGGGAGCGGGACGCGGCGCGCAAGGAGAAGCUGGUCUUUGCCGCCCAGAAGGUCGCCGAGAAGAUGGACGAGGACGGCGGGGGAACAUCACCUGCUGCAGCUGCUGCCGAGGGUACCGCCAGUGGUGGUGGCGGCGGUGAGGCGAAGGCGCCGUCGUCGUCGCGCCCGCUCAAGUCCGUCCCCGUCGUCUACCGCGGCCUCGUGCGCCGCCGCGAGGAGGCCGAGCGCGACCGCAGGAUGCGGUACGACCUCGAGCAGAGCAGCGGCGGGCUGUCGGCGAGGCUGCCGGCGUACGAGGACGAGGGCAUGGACGAGGACGACAAGAUCGCGCUUGGCACCGGCGGGGGCCGCACCGAGAAGAAGACGGUCUACAUGCCGGCGGACGACCUGGACGAGGAGGACCCGGAGCUGGAGGAGUUCGAGGAGCUCGAGGUGGGCGAGAAGCUGGCGAGGCUCGUGGCGUACCUGAGGGAGGGGCACCGUUACUGCUUCUGGUGCAAGCUCGCCUACCCUGAUGAGGAGAUGGAGGGCUGCCCUGGGUUGACGGAGGAGGACCAUGACUGA